UGGCUCACGGGCUUCUCCUCGCUGAAGUUUCCAAAGUGAGAGGUGUCCAACUUUUGCUGGAAAGCCUGCCUGUUUCUGCAGGAGCUAAAUGUGAAAUGCUGGUCAUUCAGCGUUCUCUCUGCUGCCAUCUAGAUGCAUCUUGAUGCUUCAGGAGGAGAGUAUGACAACUGAAUCGGGCUGUUGGGUGUCCACAGGUCUCCACUUUCAUCCAAUGAAGUCACCUUAGGUCCAGAAGCCAGAUAUCCUGCAGUUGCAAAGUAACUGCCAAAUAUUCUGCCACGAAGCCAACUGCAAGCCUGAGAUGUUGUGGAAAAAAUCAUACCUUGUGGUUGCUGUUUGCAUUGCUACCUGCAUUUCAAUAAUGACUCUUUCCUACCUCCAGAGAACAAAACUCUUUUCCAUAUCCAUACCAGCAGCCAAGUUCUGCAGCGGAAUUCCUGCCCGUAAUACCAUCACACCCUUAAAAGGCAACCGAACCUUCAUCAUUGCUCCAUACUUUGACAACAGGAAGAACAAAAUGACACGCGUGAUUUCAAUAGUCCACCACACAGAAGUUAAGGAACUUUACUGCUGGUUCUGCCACCCAUCCAAGGGUGAAAUAUACAUCUCCAAGGCUGAAAUAAAUGUCCACUCUGAUAGAUUUGACUUCCCUUAUGCUGCCACGGACUUGGAAUGCCUGGAACCAGAAGACUGGGAACCACGUUAUGUGUCAAUACAUUGGUCUCCUACAGGAGAUAUUGACCAGCUGCCAUUAUUUGAAAUAAGAAACCGUGAUCCUGAAAGUUCCCUUGUGGAUUUCACGGUUUGCAUCUCUGCUAUGUUUGGAGAAUACAAUAAUGUCCUGCAGUUUGUGCAGAGCAUGGAGAUGUAUAAGAUCCUUGGAGUGGACAGAGUGGUGAUCUACAAGAACAGCUGUAGUCCACUGAUGGAAAAAGUGCUGGAUUUUUAUGUUGCAGAAGGGACUGUUGAGAUAAUCCCCUGGCCCAUUGAUUCCUACCUCAGUGUUUCUUCUUAUUGGCAUCAUUCAAUGGAUCCCAAAGAUAUUGGCUACUAUGGGCAAAUCACAGCCUUGAACGACUGUGUCUAUCGCAACAUGUACAAGAGCAGUUAUGUACUGCUGAACGACAUGGAUGAAAUUAUUUUACCAGGGAAAUACAAAGACUGGAAAACCAUGAUGCAGAACCUCCAAGGGCAACAUCCUGGAACUGGCGUUUUCCUUUUUGAAAACCACAUAUUCCCUAAAACUGUCUUCACCCCCAGUUAUAGAUUCAACACUUCUUCUUGGAAUGCAGUACCUGGGGUGAACAUACUACAGCAUGUCCUCCGGGAACCUGAUCGUAAGAACAUAGUUAAUCCUCGGAAGAUGAUUGUUGAUCCAAAGAAAGUGAUUCAGACAUCGGUCCACUCGGUUCUCCAGGCCGAUGGGGUCAGCAUAUAUAUUCCAAUGGAUGUUGCCUUGGUCUAUCAUUGCCGGACUCCCCUUCAAGAAAAUAUUUCUAGACACCUUCUAAUUAAGGACACAACUCUCUGGAGGUACAGUGUGCCAUUAAUUGGAAACGUCAGCCAAGUUCUACAACAGAUUUCGUGGAAUGGAGAAGGAUACAGGUGAGGGAGAACAAACAGGUGCCACUGAUAGUGGUUGAUCAAUAAAUACAGAGAGUUGCAGCCACUAAGUCAACAUGAGGCUUUCCUGGAGGUUCAGAAGAAGAAUAACUGAGCAUAUAGAGUAUAGCGGUCACCCACAUUUACCAGUUGGCUUAACUGAAGUGAAAUGAAUGGGUGUGGUUUGAUUUUGGGAUGCAAAGAUGACCAAGAUGCAAAGAUGACCAAGUCAACUGCAAGAAUCCAUUUCUUCUAUAAAUGCUGAUCAUCAUGGUUCUGUGUCUUUCCAGUGUUUGAAGGACUUUUGUAAAUAAAUGACAUGUGUUACUGGGAUGAGCAGAACAAUCUUUAAUAAGUCUUGGCUACUGAAACGCCUGUGCUUUGUAGUGGGCUCAAUUGGAAAAAUAAUCCCAUUCACAUCUCUCCUUGUGGGCAUUUUCUAUCCGAUUUUAAUACGAAGACAGCAAGCUGGAUCGACAAAAAUAUGUGGCACUCACAAUGAUGACUCUUAUUUCUUCUUUCUGUAUCAGCAUGCAUAGUCCGGCUGUGCCUGGUAUGGCUAGGUCACAUGAACCGGAUUAUUUUGUUCAACCUGCACACUAUUUUACUUCAGAACAAUCUGCCAGAGGUUUCACCUAUUUUCAGUUGUCUGGUGCACCUUUUAAGAAUGUUAAUUGUGCUGGCAAAUUAUGUUCCCUCUGGCAGUGAUUGCAGGGGGAAGUGGUACACUAGAGAAACCAAUGGAGAGGAUAAGGGGAAUGGUGAAAAAUUGUAGAUGGAUCAGAGGGAGUAAGAAGCUCCAUGUUUGCCUGUAAACGCUUGAGUGUUGGCGUGACAGGAAGCCAUGCCAAAACGAAAGGAAGUAGAUUUUGGGCAUGAGCUGGAUUUUUGUGACCCUAAAAUUCUUUGUGUAGGUUCAAUCUUUUAUCACAGGGUUAGAUACUUUCUGGUAAAGCACCCAAGGUGAUUGUGUGUACUAGAAAUUAAACAGCAGUGAGAGCUGUGAAGGGAGGAAAUGGUUAAUAACUGCUGUGUUUUUGGAAGGCUAACUGGAGAAAAACAAGAUAGCACCAAUUCAUUUUCGGAGAAACUUAAUAAAGUAUUGUUUCUUGA
Sphaerodactylus townsendi is the source of this 2715-nucleotide messenger RNA. RefSeq lists its product as uncharacterized. The record is from RefSeq and is a predicted model, not a curated record. The transcript is spliced from 3 exons. Bases 302 to 1609 code for a protein of 435 amino acids. NCBI's taxonomy places the organism in Eukaryota, Metazoa, Chordata, Lepidosauria, Squamata, Sphaerodactylidae.